Molecule: messenger RNA, 1716 nt
Organism: Coniosporium apollinis CBS 100218
Lineage: Eukaryota; Fungi; Ascomycota; Dothideomycetes
Exons: 2
Coding region: 1-1716 (571 amino acids)
Biological process (GO): double-strand break repair via single-strand annealing; mitotic recombination; DNA recombinase assembly
Cellular component (GO): nucleus
Source: RefSeq, a predicted model, not a curated record
AUGCCUGCACCUGGAGACCAAUACCGCGUUACGAACGGCAUCGGAGCAAACCCAUUCGAGGAGCGACCGCUGCGCCUCAACGAGUACACAGCGCAAGAGAUAGCGACCCUGCAGAGCCGACUCUCGAAACAGCUUGGACCGGAAUUCAUAUCUCAACGGCAGGGCGCAGGCGGGGCCAAGGUCUCCUACCUCGCGGCAGAGAAGGCGAUAAACCUCGCGAAUGAGAUCUUCGGAUUCAACGGAUGGAGCAGCGAGAUCAAGAAUGUGCAAAUCGAUUUCGUGGACGAGUCGCAAAGUACCGGCAAGAUCUCCCUGGGACUGUCGACCAUCGUCAGGGUAACGCUGAAAGAUGGGACACACCACGAGGAUAUUGGCUACGGUCAUAUUGAGAACUGCAAGGGAAAGGCUGCGGCGUUCGAGAAGGCGAAAAAGGAGGCGACUACAGAUGCGAUGAAAAGAGCUUUGCGGAACUUUGGCAACAUCCUGGGGAACUGUCUGUAUGACAAGGAGUAUCUCAAGCGGGUUGAAAAGGUCAAGGCGCAGCAACCGAGGUGGGACGCGGAGAAUCUACAUCGUCCCACGAACAUUGCACCUGCACCUGUUAAGGAACCACCAACACGGCCACCGUCUCCGGAAAAAGAAGCAAAGAUUGCGCGGGUGUCUAGCCUACAGUCGAGUGUAUCGAACGGGACAGAUUUUGGAGAAGAGUUCGGCGGGGAUGUCUUCGACGAGGUUGACUUCUCAGAAAGCCAUAUCGACCAGAGUAUGAACGACUCUGCGUACGUUUCAGAGAUACAGGAAACCAGAGCAGCUCCACAGAUGCCAAAGGCUAUACAACAGGUGCACUCGUCGCUUGCUCCGAGGCAGCCGAACGCCGUCCAACCACAAGGACACCAGGCAAGACCACCUGUACAACAAAGGCCUCCACAGACACCGAAUGGCCAGCUCGCACGACCCCAGGUCAAUACUAACCGCAUGCCGCCACCGCCGAACGAUGCACCACACCUUCCUCGACCUCAGCAGCAACGUUCGGGACCUCAACCACCAAAUCAAAGUAACAGCAGCAGCAGUCUGCCUCCGACAAGAUUUAACUCUCCCGCACCUGAUUCAGCACCUCGGACAAACGACCUUAACCUACCUGACACUAACGCCCAACCCAUCAACGCACCUCCGAUCGGCUUCAUAACCGGCCGCGCCGCAGAGCUCCUCCAAAACACCGAAGGCAACGGUCCAGCUCCCAUCCCACCCAACGUCCCAGCUUUCAAUCCACAUGCCGAGAGCCCAUCGCUCCGCCGCACGAGUGGUGUAAACCACAAAACAUCCGCGCCCAUCCCCCGUGACAUCGCCAAACUCGGUGCUGCGGGCCUCACCAACGCCACCAUACAGCAAGACGGCGGCCAGCCGAAGCCCUUGGCCCCUCUUCCAAAUGUCAGCGCGCCGACUGGUGGUGGCCCUGGCAAUGGUGCUUUCGCCGGUCGUCCCAACUUCAUCAACCCCAACGCAGACAUGAACAGGCGGAUAGGAAUGCCGGGCGGAGGCGUGCCAAGCCCGCUGGCGAAUCGGACGUCAUACAAGCCGCCGGGGCCAGCGGGAGGGAAGAGGCCGCCGGAGGCUAUGGCUGGAGCGAGGCCGCCGCUAGCAGAUGUGAGCAAUUUGCCCGCUGAUGGGGGAGGAGGUUGGGUGGAAGCGAAGAGGGCGAGGGUGGAAGGGGCAUGA